Bombina bombina (fire-bellied toad) is the source of this 731-nucleotide messenger RNA. RefSeq names its product BLOC-1 related complex subunit 6 (gene BORCS6). The record is from RefSeq and is a predicted model, not a curated record. Bases 91 to 588 code for a protein of 165 amino acids. NCBI's taxonomy places the organism in Eukaryota, Metazoa, Chordata, Amphibia, Anura, Bombinatoridae. Gene Ontology annotation, biological process: lysosome localization. Gene Ontology annotation, cellular component: BORC complex. The transcript has 5 exons.
AUUGAAACUCAUCUGACAGAAGAAAAACAAACAUGGCUGCUUAGUGAGAGGCAGCCGGGUUGUGUGGUCACUACCCGUGUGUUGAGCAACAUGGAGAAGUCGAGCAGCAUAAUGGAGGACGGUGAAGGGCGGAGAAAGGUUGUUAGUUUUGGGGCGCAGGGUUCAGAAAAUAACUCGGACAUACAAGGACUUGGAACAGUACAACAUGAUCAUUUUCAUAAAGGUGCCACCAAUGCCCGAUACCCAGCUUUACGGAGAAAAAAGGCAGAUAUCCCUCCAAUAGACCCGGAAGUGAUUAAACAUUUAGAAAUCCAUGCUCACGAUGUAGCUUUUAAAGUUGAUCAAAUGAUGAAAAGCUUGAGUGGCACAAUACAGAACAUGACUGCGCUCAGUGUUGGAUACAUUCAGACUUACAGAGAUUCAGUAGAUAGUCUUGGAGAAUCCGUUGAUAUGAGUAUUAAAGGUAUGUAUACUUUAAUGGCUCGGUGUGAAGAGUUGGAUAGAUCAAUGCAACCUAUUCAUUCACUGGCUAAACAAAUCCGUGAGAUUAAAAGGACCCUAGAAAUUUUUGAAUCGAUAUGUAAAUGAUUUCUAUUAUUUAGCUAGUUUUCAAUUAUUUUUUUUUAAAUAAAAGCAUCCAAUCCAUGCAUAAAAUAAUAACCCCUUUUGUGAAAUACAGUUUCAUACUUGGAUUAAUGUGUUACUAAUAAACCAUGUUAAUUUAUGCUUUA